This is a messenger RNA of Miscanthus lutarioriparius, 2958 nucleotides long. The record is from the annotation of a GenBank genome assembly. NCBI's taxonomy places the organism in Eukaryota, Viridiplantae, Streptophyta, Magnoliopsida, Poales, Poaceae.
AUGUCUUCAGCCUAUCAUAUAGUUUGUCACCUGUACUAUUACUUGCCUCCUAGAAAUGAUGCUGACAAGACAGGCACAUCUGCUGUGUCUGUAAAUUCAUUUGAUCUACCAAAGGAGUUUUUUCAAAUGCUCGCCGCUUGUGGACCAUAUCUUCAUCGUGAUACUCAAUUACUUCAAAAGGUGUGCAGAGUAUUAAAAGCGUACUACCACUCAUCAAAAGAGUCAACCCGUGCAGCAAAUGUAGUUUUACCAGAAUCUCGAAUCGAGGAAGCACUUGGGUCGUGCUUGUUUCCUUCGUUGCAGCUUAUCCCUGCUAAUCCUGCUGUUGAUAUGGAGAUAUGGGGGGUUCUUUCCCUUCUUCCAUAUGAGCAAUUUAGUACCUUGACUAUCCUUAGUCUCCAGACCCGCUAUCGUCUAUAUGGUGAAUGGGAGAAGGAGACCGAACAAAACCCAAUUGUCCUUGCUGCAAGGCAAACUGCAAAGAUGUUGAAGCACAGGUCGUCCUCGCCGGCCAUCCUCCGCCUUUGGCCCUUGCAGCAUGGAAUCCCUGGUCAACCAGAUUUAUUUACAGUUGCACGCCAAAAUUUGCAGGUUGAAGCAUACAGGGAUAUGAUUACACCAGUUGUGGAUGCUUUUAAGUACUUGACUCAGCUGGAUUAUGACAUCUUGCAAUAUAUUGUCCUUGAACGCUUGGUACAAGGUGGUCGUGCGAAACUUAAAGAUGAUGGACUUAAUCUCUCAGAUUGGCUUCAAUGUCUUGCAUCCUUUUGGGGGCACCUGUGCAAGAAGCAUAAUGCUGUGGAACUGAAAAGCCUUUUGCAGUAUCUUGUUAAUCAACUGAAGAAGGGCAUGGGCAUUGAACUUGUUGAGCUCAUUCAGCAAAUGGCGAAUGUGCAGUACACCGAGAACAUGACAGAGGAACAGGUCGAUGCUAUGGCAGGAAGUGAGACUUUGCGGCAGCAAGCUUCACUGUUUGGAGCAACAAGAAACUAUAAGGUGUUGAGUAAGUCCACAAAUAGGCUAAGGGAUUCGUUGCUUCCAAAAGAAGAGCCCAAACUUGUACUUCCUAUGUUACUGCUGCUUGCUCAGCAUCGGUCCAAACCAUGCAAAUGGCGAUGCAGAAAUAUGAAUGUUGUGAUUACUAAUGAUUUACCACCAAAGGAAAUAAGCACUGGAGUAGGGAUCAUAAUAAAUGCUGAUGCCACAUAUAUCAAAAUGGUCAGUGAGCAGUUUGAUAGAUGCCAUGGAAUACUUCUUCAGUAUGUUGAGUUUCUUUCAAGCGCUGUAACUCCAACCGCCUAUGCUCAACUAAUACCUCCUUUGCAAGAUCUGGUCCAUAAAUACCACAUUGAGCCAGAGGUUGCUUUCCUUAUAUACCGCCCAGUGAUGCGGCUUUUUAAGAGCAAUAAUGGAGGUGACACUUGUUGGCCUCUUGAUGAUAACGAGGAAGGAGAAUCUGUAUCAUCUGAUGAUCUUAUCUUACAUCUUGACUCGUCUCAGGAACCAAUCAUCAAAAGCUUGGAACAGUCUUUCACCAGAUUUAUAUGCUACUUUCUGGGCUUAACACUCUAUGAUCUUCACUUUCCAAAAGACCGUUAUGAUACAGAAAUCAAGAAGCUGCAUGAGAGUCUCAAACAAUUGGAGGACAACUCAGAUAAUUCUAGCAUUGCAAUUUCAAGAUGUAAGAAGGACAAGGAGAGAAUCCAAGAUUUACUUGACAAACUGAACAGUAAAUCUCAGAAGCACCAGCAGCACAUUGCAUCUGUGGUCCAAAGUGAUGAAUCUGUUUAUGAGCGUGAAUGUGCAAACAAACCAGGUUUUGCAGUGUACUUCAGAUACCCAAACAGCCAGCGUGUAUCCUAUAGUCAGUUUGUUCGGGUUCAUUGGAGGUGGAAUUUAAAAAUCACCAAAGCACUUAACCAAUGCAUGGAAUCAAAAGAAUACAUGGAAAUUCGAAAUGCCCUUAUUGUGCUUACAAAGAUUUCUAGUGUUUUUCCGGUGAUUCGUAAAAGUGGUGUCAAUCUUGAGAAACGGGUGGCUAAACUAAAAGGGGAUGACAGAGAAGAUCUUAAAGUACUAGCCACUGGUGUAGCUGCUGCUUUAGCUGCUCGCAAGAGUUCUUGGCUAUCCGAAGAAGAGUUUGGCAUGGGCCACAUUGAUCUGAAGCCAGCAACAGCAAGAUCUGUGCUUGUGGAUGAACCUCCGAAACCUGUAUCUGAUGAGGGGGUUAAAGUUUCUGCAAAACCUACUUCAGAAUCUGAGACAAGAGCAACACAAAAGCGCGCUGGCAAUGCUGGGAAGGUAAUGAAGCAUGAUGUUGCAAAGGAAGAUGCAAAAGCUGGGAAAUCUACCAGCUCGAAUGUAAAUCAACAAGUCUCUACUGUUGAUAGAGAAGCAUUGUCUCAUUCAGCUGAUGCUGCCCAAGAAACCAGUACCACUAUUAGCAAUGGUAACUUGCAUCCAGUGUCGUGGAAGGUUUCGUCAUCUUCUCAAAGAAAUGCAGUUACACAUAAUGGAGCAGCUAAUCCUUCUGGUGAGUCUACUGAUCUGAUUGACUCUACCGUGAGACAGCAAAAAAGACCUCCGAUUGAGGAGCAAGAUAGAUCAUGUAAACGGAGGAAAGGAGCAAAUGAACCUGAUUUGAGUGAACAUGUAGACAAGGAAAAGAGUUUGGACUCACGUGGCGGAGAUAAGUUUCGUUCAGUGGAUUAUGAGAAGAUUGCUAAUGAGGAACAAAACUUAAGUAGGGCAGGCAAAAUGAAAGAGAAAUCUGAUGAUAAAUACGACAGAGAUCCUAGGAAAAAAUUAGAUCGAGGUGAAAGGCGUCGUGGGGAAGAUGCCAUUGAGAGAUCAACAGAUAGAUUGUCGGAGAGGACAGAACGUUCUAUUGAAAGGAUGCAAGAGAGAGUUACAGACAAAGCCAUUGAAAAAGGGUUGAAAGAGUUGCCUGAUCUUUAG